This is a messenger RNA of Phasianus colchicus (ring-necked pheasant), 1514 nucleotides long. The record is from RefSeq and is a predicted model, not a curated record. NCBI's taxonomy places the organism in Eukaryota, Metazoa, Chordata, Aves, Galliformes, Phasianidae.
GCGGGGCCCUGGGAGCUCGGCGCCGUUCGGCGCUCGGUGCGGCGCUGGGCUCUGGGGGGUGGCGGCUCGUUCACCAGCGCUGGGAGCCGUGUCCCGCACCGCGGUGUUUUUGGUGUACUGCUCUGUAAUGUCGUAAGAGUAUGAAGCAGAACAGCAUCCAUUUCCAGACAUCCCCGAAUCAGCACAGAAAUCUGUGAGUUUGGAAGCAGAAAUGUUGCAGCCAUUAUGUACAGAACAGUUUUACCCAUCCCCUGCAGCUGAUGCAGUUGUCCAACAGUUGCUUCCCAUACCUGAGGCAGCCCUCCUUCCAGAAGCACCUGAUCCAAAAACAUGUUCUCCUCAAGAAUAUUUAGAGUACUACAUAUUUCCAGUACUCUUACCCGGAAUGAUUGAACUUCUGCAUCAAGCAAAGAAGGAAAAGUGCUUUGAGAGAAGAAGGACCAAAUUUAUUGCCUGUGAUUUCCUAACGGAGUGGUUAUACAACCACAAUCCAAGGAGGAAAGAUGAGUCAUUUACAGAGUUCUUUUCCAUCCCUUUUGUUCACGACUGGCUAAAGGACCAUCCCAGGCAACCAUUGCCUCUGUCUUUCUUUCUAUCAGAAGAAGAAGCAAGCAUAAUAAUUCAGGCAUUCUGGAGAGGUUAUCGGGUCCGUUGUGACAAGGAAGUACAAGAGCUGCGUCAGUGGCAAAAGCAGUUGAGAGAUGAAAAAAUCAUUUUUCAAAGAGUAGAAGAAUUCUGGGCUAGGCAGGAAGCCAAAGCUUCCAUCCAACGCGGAGACCUCUGAAGUUGCUGCUAAAACAUGUGGAGGGACAACACCUUCCUGACCCAGCGCUGUCACACGAGUGCUCUUUUCCUUCAUGCCUGUUCUACAUCCGGAGGAAACAUCAAGACCCAAAGAAAAUAAAGAUAGGUGGACAUAAAUAAAGAGGUAAAGUACCCAGACAAUAUAACCAAAGCCUUUUUUUGUGGACUGCCAUAGCAGUGUGGCAACUAUUGGCUUGGAUACUAAAGCAGUUUGAGUAGUAUCCAAAUCCUUUCUCCAGCUGUGAGGCAUCAGCAGAACACAGCCUACCCUCCUCAACACCAUCAGGUGAUUUCCAUCACUGCUCAGAUAAGCAGCCCUGGAUAUUUUCUGAUAUGUGUUUAACUUUCAGCAAUGCUUUGGAUCUCCUGAGCGACCAGUUUGCUGGCUUUUUCGGUACUCGCUCCAACAUUUUCAUGGCAAAUCUUCUUUACGUGUCAUCACACACUGUUCUGUGUCACCCAAUGGUUGUGACAAGGAAAGCAGCCAUUACUGUGAAACCUGUCUGUGCAUAUUCUGUUAGCAUGUUAAAGUCUUCAGAACAAAGACUCUCUUUGAACAUGUCUAUAUGCCACCUUGCAUCUUUUUUUCCAAUCAGUGUCACAGAGGACACUGAGUCCUACUUUAAUGGUAGUAUGAUUAAUAGUAAUUAUUCUAUUGCUGAAGAGACCGAGCCUUUGUAGCAUGGAGAACUCUUUUUCUUCUUUUUUUU